AUGCUUCCUGAUUUGCAGCCCGCUGAAGGGUCUGCAUUUCUCACUCGCUCUCAAACUACUACUCGGCCAAAGAAAGGGAGACCUUGGUGUGACUAUUGUGAGAAGGUAGAAUUCCUUCUGCUACUUUGGCUAAUAUAUCCACCACCUACUUGGAUUGUGGAUUCUGGUGCAAGUGAUCAUAUGACAGGUGAUCUUCGGCUCUUUCACACUUUUCAUGCCGACUCGUCUAUCUCUCAUAUUCGAACAGCUGAGGGUUCUCUAUCUAGUAUUGCCGGUCAUGGAUCUAUUCGAAUAAAUCAGGACAUUUUGUUAUCUCGUGUUCUUUAUGUUCCUAAUCUCACUUGCAAUCUUAUCUCCAUUAGCAAGUUGUUUGCCGAUUUAUAUUAUACCACAAAAUUUAACUCUGAUUUUUGUGAAUUUCAGAAUUCCAGCUCGGGGAAAGUGAUUGGCAGUGCUAGGCUUUGUGGGGGUCUUUACCUACUUCCAGAAACCGGGAUUGUUCAUCUUACUUCGUGUGUCAAUUCUCCUCAACAAAAUGGGAUUGCUGAGCGGAAAAACAGACAUCUUGAGGGGGAGUCAUAUAAUGAAUAUCAGUUUGUUGACUCACAACAAUUGUCACUUGAUUUGCAGCCAGCUCUUUUUGAUCAACCAACACCGUCAAACCAGUUAAACCAGUCAAAUAAGCCUACAAAAUCGCUACAGCCAACAACACUAUCGAACCCAGAAAACGUAUACUUGCCAAACCAGUCCACCGAAACACAUUUACCUCGGCAUGAUCAGUAUAUCACUUCGCCUCAAAUACCUCAAUCUGAGUUGCAGAUUUACAAGAGACGACAAAAACCAAUUUCUAAAUCAAUCCCUGAACCUAAUUCUGAGUCUCCCACACAGCAUGGACACUGUCAUGAACCGGAACCGAACAAGAAUCCUUUAGAGAAUAAAGAAGCAAGUGUAGAUAGCAUUACUAUUCCAGAUACGGUGGAAGAAGCAUUGAAAGAUCCCAAGUGGAAAAAGGCAGUAGAAGAGGAAUUAAAAGCACUGGAAAAUAACAAUACUUGGAUUAUAGUUGAUCUUCCUAAAGAUAAAAAACCAGUCGGUUGCAAAUGGGUAUUCACGGUAAAAUACAAAGCUGAUGGUAGCAUUGAAAGAUAUAAGGCGAGAUUAGUGGCGAAAGGAUUCACUCAAUCUUUUGGAGUUGAUUAUCAUGAAACGUUUGCUCCGGUAGCAAAACUAAACACUGUGAGAGUGUUAUUGUUAUUAGCAGUUAAUGAGAAUUGGGUGCUUCAUCAGUUAGACAUCAAAAACGCAUUUCUAAACGAAACUUGGAGGAGGAAGUAUAUAUGCGAAUUCCACCGGGUGUGA
Molecule: messenger RNA, 1359 nt
Organism: Hibiscus syriacus
Lineage: Eukaryota; Viridiplantae; Streptophyta; Magnoliopsida; Malvales; Malvaceae
Exons: 5
Coding region: 1-1359 (452 amino acids)
Molecular function (GO): nucleic acid binding
Source: RefSeq, a predicted model, not a curated record